UGCGUAGCGCUUGCUGUGUGUUCUUUUGUCUUUGUAGAAUGCCGAAUGCCGACAAAAUCCGGACCAUAACAUAACUGUUACUUUAAAGCAUCGACCCCAGAACGGCCAGAACGCUGUAAGGGCGACGGAGCGGCAGCUCUCAACCUCUGCACUUGCCCAGUCCGGUGUCCGGUCACCCUGGUCCUUCCUUUUCCAUUCCAGUGUUUAAAUGCUAGGGUGCCACUGAGUGGUUGGUGCGUUGGUCCUUCUUGUUGCUGCAAAAGUCAAUGUCGACAAUGAGCAUAUCAAGUGACGAGGUCAACUUCCUAGUGUACCGGUAUCUGCAGGAGUCGGGCUUCCAGCACUCGGCGUACACCUUUGGAAUCGAGUCUCACAUCGCCCAGUCCAACAUCAAUGGCGGCAUCGUGCCCCCCGCCGCCCUGCUGGCCAUCGUCCAGAAGGGGGUCAAGUACACCGAGGCCGAGAUCAUGCUCGGAGAGGACGGGGUUGACCAGCGGAUGAUGGAAAGUCUGUCUUUGAUUGAUGCCGUGAUGCCAGACAUUGUCACCACUCGUCAGCAGGCCCUGCAGCAGCAGACGCAACAGUCCGGGACCGUUUCAAAGGGCUCUUCAGGCCUCAUAAAACAGGAGCAAGAGGCAAAUGGAGAAGAAAAUUCAACUACGGCUGGAAGUACCGUCACUUCGGGCAUAAAUUAUUCAUCAAACUUAACCAGUGGUACAACCACUGAGCCUAUGGACGUGGACAGCAGCAUCGAGAUUCCUGCAAACAAAGCCACUGUUCUAAGAGGGCAUGAAUCGGAAGUGUUCAUUUGCGCCUGGAAUCCGACGCAGGACCUUCUUGCUUCAGGAUCGGGUGACAGCACAGCGCGCAUUUGGGAUAUGAACGACAAUUCGACCACUCAGCUACCAAAUCAGUUGGUCCUGCGGCAUUGCAUUCAAAAGGGUGGCACCGAAGUGCCCAGUAAUAAGGACGUAACAUCACUAGAUUGGAAUUGCGAUGGAAAAUUCCUGGCAACAGGCUCUUACGAUGGCUACGCAAGAAUCUGGACGACUGAAGGUCGUUUAGCAUCGACGCUGGGGCAGCACAAGGGGCCCAUAUUUGCACUCAAGUGGAACAAAGAGGGCAACUACAUCCUUAGUGCGGGCGUUGACAAGACGACCAUAAUCUGGGACGCUAAGACGGGCCAGUGUACCCAGCAAUUUUCAUUCCACUUGGCUCCGGCAUUGGACGUCGACUGGCAGAGCAACAACAGCUUUGCUUCGUGCAGCACUGACCAGUGCAUACACGUGUGCAAACUGCACGUGGACAAGCCCAUCAAAUCCUUCCAAGGUCACACGAACGAGGUCAACGCCAUCAAGUGGGAUCCGACAGGCACCUUGCUCGCCUCCUGCUCCGACGACAUGACGCUGAAGAUUUGGUCGAUGAAGCAGGACAACUGUGUGCAUGACCUGCAGGCGCACAGCAAAGAAAUUUAUACGAUCAAAUGGAGUCCGACUGGAAAGGGGACGGCAAACCCCAACAUGAAUUCCAUCUUAGCAAGCGCCUCAUUCGACUCAACAGUUCGGUUGUGGGACGUUGACCGGGGUGCGUGCAUCCACACACUAACAAAGCACACAGAGCCGGUGUACAGUGUUGCUUUCUCACCAGACGGCAAAUUUCUCGCAUCUGGUAGUUUUGAUAAAUGCGUGCAUAUUUGGUCUACUCAGAACGGCCAGUUGGUGCAUAGCUAUAAGGGAACUGGUGGAAUCUUUGAGGUGUGCUGGAACUCUCGUGGUGACAAAGUAGGCGCCAGUGCCUCCGAUGGAAGUGUAUUCGUCCUUGAUCUUCGUAAACUGUAAAUAUUUUAUUCUUUCUCUCUGGGGGGCGGACUUUAAGAAGAAGUUAAAAGAAAUGACGCUAUUAGUUCAAAAGGAUCAAGCCAGAUGACAGUGCAUUAAGGGUGACAGUGUUGCUGGUGAGUGUACUUGUGACAAUGCUGGAGGCAGUGUGGUGCACCAAGAGACGAACCCUUUGCGAACGCACCAGACACUUCUUAUGUCUUUUUGCAACCCUUUUUUUAUGCUUCUCAUUUUUUUAAAAAACAAGAAAAUUAGUAGGUGGAAAUCAAAUGUUGAACUAUUAACUGGUCGAGGAAAGAGAAUUUAAUAAAGUGACAGUAAAGAUAUAUUCAUCAGGGAUUUCCGUAUUAAUAGUUGAUUAAUUCUACACAGUCGGAGACAUUUCUUUUUGCAAUUUUUGCUCAUUUUUCCAAAUGUAUUUUCCUGAUAAAAAAGUUAUCUGAUCAAAAUAUAUUUAUUUCAGGACUACCUUGAAACUAAACGAAAACUUCCAAAAUUUCUUUUGUGAAAGAAAAAUGUCACUUAUUAUUCUGUUCCAUUAGCCACUUUUAAGCUACCUUGGUACAAUUAGAAUUUUUUAAAUGUGACAAACAGUUGAAUAAAACACUAACAAAUUAUAACAAUUAAUUUUGUUUAUAUAGGGAAUUUCACUAUAACACAUU
Neocloeon triangulifer is the source of this 2500-nucleotide messenger RNA. RefSeq names its product F-box-like/WD repeat-containing protein TBL1XR1. Bases 267 to 1838 code for a protein of 523 amino acids. Lineage: Eukaryota; Metazoa; Arthropoda; Insecta; Ephemeroptera; Baetidae. Gene Ontology annotation, molecular function: transcription corepressor activity; protein binding. Gene Ontology annotation, biological process: regulation of transcription by RNA polymerase II. Gene Ontology annotation, cellular component: histone deacetylase complex. The transcript is spliced from 10 exons. The record is from RefSeq and is a predicted model, not a curated record.